ACUAGGGAGAUCAGCUGAUGCACAAGUUUAUAGUAUCAGUGAAGCAGGACGUGUUCCAACAAUGUCUGACCAGGGAGUAGAUGUGGUCUAUCCUAGAUAUGGACCAAGACCCACCCAAACAAACCCCCAGGCAGUGGCGAAGAACCUCAUGGUAUCAUCGCAAGAGUUUCUCCCUUUGUCAGGAACGGACCCCUCAGCGAUGUACUUCCCCAAGAAGAGAGGGCGCAAGCCUCUGGCGGAUAAGGGCAAGAAGAGACGAAAGAGGAACAGGCCUGGAUCCCACGUGAAGAGAGCAAAGACAGCAUACUUCUUCUUUCUUGACACGUUCCGCAAGAAUUAUGUGAAGGAUGGUGACCAGAUCCCAAGGGCAAGUGAGAUCACAAAGGCAUGUGGUAUGAAAUGGAGUUCGAUGACGGAUGCUGAGAAGGGACCAUACCAGGAGAAAGCAGGCAUUGACAGAAAAAGAUAUGAAGCAGAGAUUUCUGUGUACAGGAAAGUACGUGACCCAGACAAGCCAAAGAAGCCACCUACGGCGUACUUCUACUUUCUCACGGAUUUCCGUGAACAGAUGAAGGGUAAGACAAUAGAGAAAGGACGACGUUUGACAGAGAUCUGUGGUGAGGAAUGGAACAAACUGACAGAUGAACAGAAGAAACCUUACCUGGAGAGGGUAGCUACAGAAUACAAGACAUAUCAAGCUGCUAUGGAGGAAUGGAGAAAGAAGAAGGGUCUGGUUGCGGCUACGAGUACCCCAAGACCGGCACCACAGCCCAUGGCACAGCCACCAGCAGUUCAACAUCAUGCCCCACCUACUAUGGUCCCUCACAAUCCACAGCCAGGCAUGAUGGCAGGUAUGGCCAUGGCACAAGCAGCUCAAGCUAGCUAUAAUGGUGAAUUGCAAGGCCCAUCCUCUCAUCAACAGGUUCUCUAUGAUGAUGAAGGCGAUGAGGAAGACGAUGAGGAAUAUGAUGAUGAUGGUGAUGAGUAUGAGUGAUCAUCCACAAGUCAAAAGCCAACAUCACCAAAAAAAAAUGAGGAGAUAAAGUAAAGAAAAAAUGAAAUACCCCUUAUUAAGGGGAAAGCAAGGACUGUAUUAUAGCUUCAUUUUAACAUACACACAAAAAAUACAAAACAUGCCAUAUUGGGAAAAAAAUUGUUGUUGGUAAAAUAAAGUAAGAGAGAAAGCAAAGCUUAGCAGGCUACUGUUUAGUGCACUAGGCUGACUGAAGGAGGGCUGGUGCUGUAAAUAUGGUGUAAAAAAAGCCCCCAUAGUAUGAGCACAAUGUGUUGCAAUGAGAAAUAUAUUCCUAUCUUUGGAUUUACAAAUAUUUUGGAUUCUCCCAUUUUAAAUCAGUCUCCUGUAAAGGUUAUCUCCAAAGUCUGUCUUUGGUGAAAAAAAAAGAAAAUUUCAUUGCAAACAAUUCAAUACUAAAGUAAAGAGAAUUUAAAACUCAAAUGAAGCCAAUUUUGUAUUGGGUGCUUUCAUUGAACUCUUGUAAGUAUGUAUGAUACUGAUAUAAACUAAAUUGAAAUGUUUGUGACAGCAUUUGGUUGGUUGAUCCAACAAGUAUUUUUUGACUGUCAUGAUGCACAUUUGGAAGAAGUUCUUGCUCUCUUACUCUCUUUGUUAAGAUUUUAUCUUAAAAUCAAUGUUGGAGAACUAGAUAACUUCAAACCUUGUAUGCAAGAUAUCUGCAUAUAUUUGAUGUACAGUAAUAAACUUAUUUCUCCUCUCCAUGGGUUGAAAAUGAAUAUAUUUUUGUCUACUUCCAUAACAGGAGCACAGAAAAUCAUGGAAGAGUUGAUAACCCUAAGAUAAUUGGAAGCAGGAAUUUUGUAGAUUACCAUGAGUGAAUAAUUGAGCUGUACAGAUCAUAAAAAAUGGAAAGAUAAAUGUUAUGCGACAGCUGUGUGCAAAAAAGUAGAAGUAGCUCUCUCAUUGGUUGGACAGAUGUGACCAGCUCCAUGCAAACAGGACCUAUUUCCUUUCCAAUAACUUACAGUAUGAAAGUAAAUAAUAUACUACCCAAUGAAAGUACAUUCCAAGUAUUACAGACGAGUUAUUUUCCCCCCUUUUAGAGAAGAAUAUAGAAUGAUCGUAAGUUUUUUUUUCUAAGGAAUUGCCAAUCUAUAAUAUUCAAUUUAUAAUUGGUAAUGUAUCAAAUUUUAACAUUCCCUAUGUAAUGAUUUUUAAGAAGCAUUUUAUGUUUACAAAGUACUUUGUAGACAAGUAUAUGAUUUGUAUUUCCAAUAUCAGUAACAUAGACCAAUACAUACCAACCAACGCUUAGAAACAGGUUUUUGUAUUGUAGAGAAACAAUAAUGAAAAACAGUAAAUUUUUGAUAGCUUGCUACUUAAAAAUCCUUAUCCUUAUAAUUUACUGGAAAUAGUCCAUUUGACUGAAGCUGGUCACAGGUUUUCAUGAGAAAUUUUAAGACAUCUGCAUGCCUUGAUGUACAUCUAGUGUAUUAUUUCUAUGGUUAUUUCUUAUUUACAUGGUUACCUUUGUUUUCAUCCAACUGUUAUGAAAUGGCAUGUAAGUACAAACAGAGUGUGUAGACUUACAGCGACAUACGAAAAAGACCUAAAGAUACCUGUAAAGAGAGAUUAGUUGAAAAUAUCCAGCACAUCGGUGUACAUGUAUGUUAUAUUGAGUGUGAAAGAGUACAGUCUUUAGGUUGUAAGAGAAAAAUCAAGGAUUUCAGUGGCUAUGUCUUAGUCGUGGGCUUCAGAUAUUGAAUCAACAUAUAAAAGAAAUUAAAGGCGUCCAAAAAUGUGAGAACAGUAUUAGUAUUGUAUUCAAGUUUGAAUAACCAUUGCGUGGAGUAGUAUCUGCAAUUUGAAGUAACUAAUUUCUAUCACUUAUCUCUGUUUUUUUCUUUCCUUUAUGGUCCUGUAGUAUUUUAUCUUAUUUAAUUGAUUGAUGAUGAUGUCUCUGUACAGUGCCAAGUUGUUUCACUGUGAUUGCAAUUGUUCUUGAAUGCAUGCUUUUGAAGAGGUUUUUGUGUGUCUCCGUUUAGAUGAAGGUAUCCGUUGAAAUCGUCAAAUCAUGAUGAUGAUGAUGAUCAUGUAGAAAAGGUGCUAGUUUACAAUAUUCACUAGUAGAAUUUAUUAUGGCUGUUCGAAAUUCUUUUUUUUUUCUUCUCAUAAACUCUAUACCUUGUAUAAGCUUUAUAUUAAUGUUUAUAACUAUUUUGAUUGUGCCAACCCAUGUUUUUUUUCUUAUUAUUAUUCAACUCAGCCACGAGGCAGCUUUUUAUAGAUUUGCAUUCCGUUCAAUCUCUGUUCAUUUCUCCCCAUCCCCAAUCUUGCUGUCUAUUGCCAUUUUUGCACUCCGCAUGUGAUUAUAUUAUUUUAAUCUAUUAAGACAAUUCAUAGUUAUACUUAUAAUUUUAUUUAUUUUAAGAUACAUGCUAGGUCCCAAGCUAUUCAGUUUAUUUGACUCCCAACUCUGUGAUCUCUGCAAUUGACAAUUACGUUUUUAGUUGAUACUGCUAUUGUAUUGAAUUCCACUUUGAGUCAUAGAUUUUAUUUAUUUUUUAAUGAUUUUAAAGGAGAGUUAGUAUUCUCUUUUUUCCCUAAUUUUCUUAAAGAGUACUGCUUUCUUUGAUAGAUUCUACAACUCUUGCCAUGAUAUCAACUCUUACAAAAAGCAUUUAGUUUAUAAACCUUUUUCAAAAUAAUUGCAAGUCAUUUUUCUGCAACUUCUCAUGAAAUUACAAAUAUUUUGCAAAGACUAAUACCCAACAUUUCCUCUUUAAUUUCAUGGUUACUUUCAUAAGAUUGUUUAGUAUACAUCUCCUUUCAUGUAAUAUGGCAGUCUUGUAGUUAUAAACACUUCUUGGGUUGCUGUGUAAAUUACUAAAUUUGCUUUGUGUUUAGUAAUGAUAUUGCAAUAUAUAUAUAUUAGUCAUUCCAUUCCAUUAAUAAUUCUCUUAUCUGGUUUGAGCUGUGUGUGUCCCAGUAUUUAAUUUUAAUUAUUUUUUAAUUAAAAUUUGAAAUAUCCUUUGUAAUACAAAUUGAAAAUACUAGGAGCACUUCAGCAAUCUACAAUAUGGUUUGAAGCUAGGGCAAUGCUUGUAGUGUUGUAAAGUAGUUGGUAGCUUGCAUCAAAAUUGUAAUCUCACAUGUGAACAAAGUUCUCUUUAAUGUUUUUUUAAUGCUUUAUGUACAUUAGAAAUACAGCUCAUAUUUGUUUUAAAGCAGAAAAACUCCAUCUGAUGUUACUGUAUCUUCAUGUUAAGGGACUCUUUGGCAGUUCCCCCCCCCCCCCCCCCGUAUAGAAGUAUUGUUUUAAAAGACACCAGAUAACCUAUUAAUUAGAAUUAUCAAAUUAUUUUCUACAUAUUGCUUUUAUUUUCGGUGUCAGAAAUCUGUAUUACUUCAAAUUCUUUUGAAUGAAGAGAAAAUGUGAUCCUAAUGCGACAAAAUGUAUAUCUUGUAUUUCAGUUUGUCUAUGGAGAUUAUUUGCACCCUUGCAUGCACCCAGCUUUCUUUCCAAACAAAUUAUCACCCCCACCUUUGUUUUAUUUUCAUUUAGUCAUUUCAGUUAAGAAUGAAAUGGAAGGAAUCUCCUGGUGUAAAGAGUGGGCCUCUGUAAGAAUAAAGAGUUGUUUGGGAAUUAUUCCAUUUAGUAAGGAGAAAGAAAAUUAAUUGAUUAUUUUAUGAUCUUUGUAUGAAAUAUCAUGCACAAAAAUUUAAGCCUUUUUGGUAGCAUAACCAUGUAGAUACAACAUGACUACUUCUAGUUCUUCCAGUUAGAAAUAAUUUUUCAAGAGUAGUGUCCAUUUGAUUUAUAAUGUAUGUCACUUUUGUGAUGGCACGUGACAAGAAAAUAUCCAACUUGAAAUGAUUUCUAUAGGAAUAAAGUUGGCAACUUUCAUGAAAUUUAGAAAAGAAGAUAUAUUACAAAAUCAUCUUCUUUUUUGAGCUACCUGCCAAAUGAUUCCUAUUCUCUUUACCGAUCCUGUAUUGUUAUGAAAGUAUUUGCCAAAUAAAGUAAGUUAUUGGCAUUUUUGUACUAUUUAUAAGAAAAAUAAUGCAUUGACUGAUGUAUUAAAUCUGGUCAAAAUUGAGAUGUAAGGUAAUAACUUAUGUUUUCUUGUGUAUAAAGUAUGUCCAUGUUUGUUGUAUUCAUAAUGAAAGAAAUAAGUCCUUACUUGAUGAAGACCAACUUGUAUACAGCAUUUUUAGCCUGAAGUGCCAGACAUUAUAUUUACAAAGAUUGUCUGCCUUCUUUAAUAACUUUUGAAAUAAACUACUUUUUUCAUGCAUUUUGAUGAUCUGAAAAUAUUACCUUUGUAAGACGUACAAAUUAUUUUCAGAUGCUAAAAAUGCACUUUUUCUAUUGUAGAGGUUAAAGAUAAAGGCCUUUUCCUUGUAAUGAACCCUUAUGUUGUUUGCAUUCUCUUUUAAUGUUUUCAAUCAGGUUGUAGCAUUAUUUUCCUUGUCCACAUAAACAAUUAGUUACGCCAGACACUGACACACCUAUACAUAAUAUUGUGUUUCUUUCAUUUAUACUUUUCCUUGACUGUAACUUAUGUACAGCACAGGGUUGUUUAGUACAAAUAUUAUAAUUCAGUUUUAAGUCUUAUAUUGCUAUGUUGGCUGUUCAAUUGUAUGUGUAAGUGUAAUGAAAUUUAAGAAACCAAACCCUGUAAUAUGGUAUAUUGCUGUAUGUAAUGCAGUGUAGUUUAUUUAUUUUUACAGUUCAUGCCAUGCUCAUUGUAGCAAACAAAUGCAUUGUUGUUGUAUAUCAUUUCCAUUCAAAAUAUGUUUGAUGUAACAUUGUCUGAUUGUAGUAGAUGAUAAUGCCUUAUUUUCUUUUGAUUCAGUUCUUUAAACCACCUCAGAUUACGAUAGAAAUCAAAUUUUUGAUUAUUUGACAUUGCUCUUCAUUUCAUUUCAAACAUUUGCGGUGCAAAUCGGUAUACAUAUAUUUGUGAUAUAAGAGGGUGAGUUUAUCUAAACAUUUUGCAGUCCGUCAAAAUUAAAAAUCCAUGAAGCCAGUCCUCAAUCAGUCAAAAUCAAGUAAGCUAAGAAUUUGCUUCCUCAUCUCCUAGCUUACAAAUAAACUUAUAUUAUUAUUUGGUUAUCAUAGAGGUUUGAUCCAUGUAUCCACUUCUUUGUAUGAGCUCUAGGCCCUGUUACAUAAACUAUGUGAUUAAUAGUACAAUUGAUUGUAACUCUGUGUCAAAUCAUGUACAUAACGGUACUAUCAAUUGUAAAUACUUGUAUCUUUUUGCUACAAUACCCUUCGUUGACUUUGUUCAGAACACUUGUUAUCAAUUGUAAGUUACAAACUACUGAAAUCAUGCCAUUUGAUUGGCCAAUAUGGAAUUUGGUAAAAAUUAUAACAUUUGUUAUUGAUAACAACUUAUGUGACACAAUGUCUCGAUCCCUUUCAAAGAGCAAUAUGGAGACAGAUUCAUUUACCCUAGCUCUGACAUUUCAAAGAAUCAAAGAUAUAUCUUUUUUUGUAGUUGGGUAGCAUAAAAAUGGCUGAGAGGUGUUUUGUAUUUUGUUUUCAUUUUACAAAGGCAUUGUAAUUUUGAGAAAUAACUUUCAUUCAAGUAAAAAAUGCAUGCAUCAAUUACCAGAUUGCCAGACAAGAAAUCGUCCAAAUCUUCCCAAAAUCCUUCGAUGUACCUUGAAAUUUGGUCCUUUUAUUUACAUCAGAUUUUGAAAUAGUAUUA
This is a messenger RNA of Lytechinus pictus (painted urchin), 6696 nucleotides long. Its product is annotated as high mobility group protein B1-like. Lineage: Eukaryota; Metazoa; Echinodermata; Echinoidea; Temnopleuroida; Toxopneustidae. Gene Ontology annotation, molecular function: DNA binding, bending; transcription cis-regulatory region binding. The record is from RefSeq and is a predicted model, not a curated record. Bases 62 to 994 code for a protein of 310 amino acids. Gene Ontology annotation, biological process: regulation of transcription by RNA polymerase II; transcription initiation at mitochondrial promoter. The transcript is spliced from 5 exons.